CUAGCGUAGCGAGCAUAGAAUAAACGAAAAGUGAAUUACGACGUUAUUGUAGGCGGUCGUUUAUUAGUUUUAUGUGCACGUGUAGUUUAAAUUAAAUAACCUUAUGUACGAUUAUGUGAUAAAGUUUAAAGUUAAUGAAUAAAGAACAGACUUUCAAACAUUAUUAACAAUUAUGUGCGGUGUUUAAUGUUUUGAGGCGCGAGCACCACAGAUGCCAGUGUCGUGUUUAUGAUAUUGGGCGCCAUGGAGAUGUCGCACCAGGGCGGCACGGAGGCCGAGAGCCUUCUGCGAGCGGACCGGGGCGCCGUGAUGAUGCCGCCGCAGCGACGUUGGGACGGGAAGGGCGAUGGCGAGAAGGCGCCCUUCCUCCGGAACGAGCCCGUCAAACUGACGCCAGCGUGGGAGGGGUCCAACUUGCCCAAUGACACGCUCAACUUGAAAGGCGUUGCUAUGGAACUGGCUCCGCCCAAGGACAGAUGGAACCUGAUCUACCUGACUCUUCUGCUGCACGGCCUGGGGACGUUGACGGCUUGGAACAUGUUCAUAACAGCCAAGGAUUACUUCGAGAAGUACAAGCUGGAGAACACACCGCAUUAUGCUGAAAACUUCAUGACGUAUGUCGGCUGGGCGUGCCAAGUGCCCAACUUACUGUUCAGUUGGACGAACAUAUUUGUCAAGAUUGGGGGUAACCUGACAACGCGGAUCGUGUGGUCACUUUGUGUGGAAGUGCUCAUAUUUGUGGUCACGGUGGUUCUCGCCAUGGUCGACAGCAGGGAAUGGACGGAGAUUUUCUUUAUUCUCACCAUUAUCUUGGUCUUCUUGUUGAACGGUUUUAACGCAAUAUUCCAAAACUCCGUAUACGGACUGGCGGCGCGUUUACCUCCACAAUACACCGGCGCGGUGGUCCUCGGCUCCAACAUCUGCGGCACUUUGGUAGUGUUCAUCCAAUGGGCGUCCGAUGUAUUCACCAGCAGCUAUAGGACGUCCGCGAUAUACUACUUCAUAGCCGGCAUGUUUGUGCUGCUCAUAUGCUUCGAUACUUACUUCGCAUUGCCUUUGAACAGAUUCUACCGCUACCAUGAAACAUUACAAGAGCGCACUCUACGCGUCAACCCAGCGUUGGCUGCAACCAAUCAGAACGCACCUGUGCAGCAGAAGACGCCGUACGGUCUCAUAGUGAGGCAGUCGUUCAUGCAGCUGUACAACAUCUUCAUUGUCUUCUUUGUCACGCUCGCCAUCUUCCCCGCGAUCCAUUCAGAUAUAAAACCGAUGUCGGAAGGUUUCCUCGGCAGUAACUUCGUGCGCCUCACAUGUUUCUUGACGUUCAACUUGACGGCCAUGAUUGGCAACAUCACGGCCAGUAUGUGGCAAUUUCCAUCUCAGAAAUGGUUGUUCCUGUUCACAACAGUCCGCAUCCUGUUCAUACCGUUGUUCUUGCUGUGCAACUAUCACCCCAUGAACAGGAAGCGCACCAUGCCCGUACUGGUCCAGAACGACUGGGUGUACUGGACGCUGGCCGUUGUCAUGGGAUGGAGCUCUGGCCAUGGCAGUUCUUUGGGCAUGAUGUAUGUCAGUGGCACCGUAGCACCAGAGAAUGCCAUGACAGCUGGCAUGAUAGGUGGCGCAACACUAGUCACUGGCAUCGUCGCUGGCAUCACAUUCUCCAAGUUCGGCCCAGCCCUAGUGUCGCUCGACGCCUGGACCAGCAUGUAGCGCAUGGUGUCCUACGUUGGGACGUUCUGGGACGUCCUUGUGCGUAUCGGGAAGUGAAGUGUGAAGUGACGUGACGUGAUGUCACUUUGAGUGACUUGAAGUGACGAGAAGUGUUGUGACCGCCUUUGGAGCCUUAGGUAUGACCGCUUUCUGAAUUGUAAAUAUGUUGGAUGUUUUGCAGUGGAAUUGCAUUUAUUAUGACGAGUUGAUGAUAUGUCAUCGCUGAUUUAUGACACACUAGCUUAUACACGCGACUUCGCGUCAAAUUAGGGUUUCCACAAUUUGUUUUCCAAUUAUCAGCCAUAUAAAAUAGUUUUUGCGUAAAAGAAUCAUUACAAUCAGUUUCUUGCAAUUCUCUCAAGAACCAUGGUUUCUUCGGGGACAAACUAUGUAUUAAUCCAGGCUAUAUAUAGGGUCUAUCUUCAUUUUAAAAUUCAGCUAAAUUAGUAGAGUACUUGCGACGUUAAAGGGUAACAAACAUACAUACAAACGUUUAAUCCUCUUAACAAGUUAGCCCGCUUCCAUCUUAGAUUGCAUAAUCACUUACAAUCAGGUGAGAUUGUAGUCAAGGGCUAACUUGUAGAAUAAAAAUAAUUCUCUUACCAAGUGAUAUUAAAGUCAAAUGUAUUUUUUAUUGAUUCAAAAAUUAUUUAAAAGUAAUGUAUUACUUCAGUGAUGACAUAUAUUAAUAAUAUUAAAGAUGUUCACAAAACAAUAACUAAAUUCAUCCAUUGAUGCAAUAACUAUUGUACUUGUAAGAUUUAUACAUCUUUUUAAUAAGUAAUUGAUGUUAAUAAAAUAAUCAUGUGUUUUUAAAGCAUGUUGGACUGUUGGUAUGUAUUGGACAAAUGUAUAUUAAAUAUACUGUAAUAAAUCUGGUUUUAGGUAAAUCCUUACUACAGGACUUAUAAUACGUGCAAAGAAAACAAUGACCUCUUAUAAUAAAAGGACGCACAAUCAUGUAGAAAAUUUCAAUUAAAAACUGGCCAAUUUUGCUUCGACAGUUUAGAAUUAUUGGUAUAGAAAAUUAUACCUAAAGGCCUUUAAAUAUAGAUCAAUAUUCAAUAAAAUCCUAAAUUUAUGAAGCAAUGCACUUCUAAUACUACUUACGAAUUGAGUGCCAAGUUGUUUGGCACCCAUUGAGUGGGGAUUUUUUUGGUCUCUUGAUUGUGCAUCCACUUUUUAAUAGGAGAUCAAUGAAAGAAAAGCAUAAAUAUGCAUAUUUAUGUUAAAAGUAUGUGUCUAUUUUGUUGUUUGGUUAAUUUUGCUAGAUUACAAAAAAUUACACACAAAUAUUUACAAUAUGCAAAUCAUUUAUAUCUUCCAAUAUAAAAAUAGUAUUGAAACGGAAUUGAAAAGUUCAUAACUGCAAAUAAUAUAAUAUUGUAAUUAGAUAUAAAAACACUUUCAAAAAUUUUAAAUAGAAUAAUUUUUUGCAUCUACAGAUUUUGAAUAACUGCCAUAGUCAUAGUGAAAUUAUAUUUAGCAUUUACGUAAAUUAACAAGCCAAUAUUGGAAAAUGAAACUAAUUUUAACAUUUAGAUCAGGUGCUUUGAGGAGUUGAUUGUGCAUAUUAUGAGGUCCACGUUUUGUUCACGGUUUUGAGGUAAAAAAAGCAUGCAUAUUAUGAUUCUGGAUGUUGCCAGUAUCUUGUAAUACUACUCACAGCGCCUGGUCUAAUUUACAUAAAUUAAGAAGCAGAUAUUGAAAAAUUAAUAUAAAUCAUUGAAUAUUGACAUACGUCAGUCAUUAAGGCUGGAUGAAAUGUAUAAAUUAUGGAUAUAGAUUGUAAAAACUUUGUUACAUUGAUCAUGGAUUUGAGACUAAGUUGGAUUUUGAUGUAAUUUGAUUUUAUAUUAACGUGGACAAAUAUCUAUUGUUAAAGUUUUGAGGGUAUAAGAAGUUUUAUAUUGUAUUUAGUACAAAUUGUUGAAAACUAUAACUGAUGGUAAUGUUAUGAAUGAUUUUAUAUGUGUGCAUAUCUCCACUGAAAUGUGGGCAUUGUUGGCUUUAGAUAUACAUACACCACGUAUGUAGCACAACAGAUAAUCUAUUUUAGGAAGUCUGUUUGGUUGUAAAGAGUAAGAUGUACUGAUCGUGGUUUUUUGUGAAACUGUUGAGUUUCUUGCCGGUUUCUUCUCAGCAGACCCAGCCUUCCGAACCGGUGGUAGAAUCAUUACAAAUAGUCAACUGACGUAUCAAAAGUGCUUGUAAACUGAGCCUACUUGAAAUAAAUGAAUUUUGAAUUUUGAAAAUGAGCAAAGCAGAAAAACGUUUAUGAAUACCCUCAACAGCUCAACGUUAAAAGGCCCGGGUUCAUCAGAGAGGGAUUGUGGUUCAAUCACUACCUGUUGAAUCAUUGUUCUAAUAUAUUAAUUUCCAACUACUUCAUCAUCAUCAUCAUCAUCAUCAUAUCAGCCGAUGGACGUCCACUGCAGAACAUAGGCUUAUUGUAGGUACUUUCAAACAUCAUGAUCCUGAGCCACCUGCAUCUAGCCAAUCCCUAUUUUCUACAAAUAUUCCCAUUCCAAAUAGUUGGAAUAAGAAUAUUGGUCAUUUUAAAAAAAAGGAAAUACCUAUUCUUUUUUUAAAAAAAAACAUUUGUCUUUGAGUGUUUCGUUAAGUGACAGAUUUUUGAUGCACCAGUCAUUUUCAGGUAUCACUUUCAAUAUUUGAUUUAAAAUUAUGUUUCUGUUUUGCAAACGUUUGUUUGUGCUGACAUCUUACUACAUUUAAAGUUAAACAGUCUUCCUGAAAUAGAAUAACUAUGACAUGCUACAGUUUCAUCUGAAUUAGUGUAAGCGAAAAAAAAGAGAGUUUAGUAAAAGCUUUUUUUCUUACAUUCAGAUGGCAACUGUAAAAGAAGAAGAUUUGGUUAAAUUUUGUGACACAUUCGGUAAAGAUAUUAAUCGAUGUAUAAGUUAACACACUUAGGUUAAGGUUAGGAGGUUAGGAUUUUAUGACAGUUCUGACAUAUAAUUUUGUUAGAUUUUUCUAAAAUUUCAAUUUCAAUUAAGUCUUUUUCCAAAUUGGGAUAUUAUAACUUAUUUUGUCAUAUUUGAUUAUUGCUUUUAGCAGGUAAUCAGAAAUUCGAACUUAGCAGUAUGUGUUGGUUAGCAUUAUCUACCAGGUUUAAUGUUUUAGUUCUAUGAACUUAAUUUAUAAAGGUCAGAGAUAGUUUUUAAAAACUAGACAGACUGACUAGACCAGUUAGACUGAAGAAGGAACUUUUUUGACAUUAACUGUGAACAUCCUUAUGAAUGAUGAAAGAAUUCCUUGGAAAAAAAAUGGAAGCUUAGAAUUGAUAUAACAAAGUUAUUUAAUCGAAACUAUCAUAAAAUCUAAACCAAAAACAAAAUUAGAGAUUAAAUAAUAAAAAAAAUAUUUAUCCAAAGUGCUACUUUAUGUAAGAAAUGUAAUACAAGAAAAAAUAAAGCUUGAUUUAAUAAGAAGAAUUAAGUAAGAUUAUUAUGUAAUAAUUCUAUUGUAACUGAAUAAUUUUUAUAUAUUAUGUAUAUCAAAAAGAACUACAGCGGGCUGUAACUUAAGUUGUAAUAGUUAUUAUAAUAAGUAUCUAAAAACUAAAGUUUACUUUAUAGUUUCUUUACUAUUUUGGGUCUCAUAAAUUAAAAAAAAAUUAAAUGAUGCUUCAUUUUUCAAACCUUAACAAAAAUAGUUUUCUGACAGAUUCAAAUUUGUAAUGUUCUAAGUAAUUCAAUUCAAACUGUGGUCGCGUUUUGUGAACUACAAAUGUCGUUGUCGCGCUUUGUGAACUACAAAUGCCGUGGUCGCGCUUUGUGAACUACAUAUGCCGUGGUCGCGCGUUGUGAACUACAUAUGCCGUGGUCGCGCUUUUUAAACUACAAAUGCCGUAGUCGCGCUUUGUGAGCUACAAAUGCCGUGGUCGCACUUUGUAAACUACAAAUGCCGUGGUCGCGCUUUGUGAACUACAAAUCGCGAUUUGUGAACUACAAAUGCCGUGGUUGCGCUUUAUGAACUACAAAAUUUGAACUAACUAAAAAUAUCCAUUUGGUUUAUAUGGUACUGUGUGUGGUUCUGGUUCUUCUUUUUGACACCCACUAAAUCUAUGGUAUACAUAUAUUUUGUCUCUUAUGUUUUAGGUAUUACAAUGAAGCAUCAUUCUUUCAGCCAUUACUAAAUCAAAUACCUACCCUUUUCCUUUUUAGUUCUCCAUAUAGACUGAUUCACUAACCUUUUACUAUUUAUAAGUUUUAAGUUUCUAUGGUUUCACUGUCGUAAUUUGUUUAGAGCAAGUUAAUUAAAUAUUAUUAAUUUAUUAAUGCAUUCAUAAUGGCAUACACAUUAGAGGUUCACAAAAUGUGUGAACAUGUGUCAUGUAAAAAUAAUUUGAAUAAAAUAGCGGAACAUCCAAAUCAGAAAUGACCUUCACCCAUCUGUUUAAUAGAUGAAAAGUGAUAUCAAAUUUAGUCGUUAAAAAUGUACUGUAAGUAGGUUCACAAAACACUCCUGACUAAACUAUCAAUAACAUUGGUGUGCCUUUCAUAGUUACAAAAAAACACUACCUACCUUGAGGACUCGUUUUAUUGGAGAAUGAAUCAUCCAUUUUGUAAUUUGUAUGUAUUGUGCCUACUUAGUUAAAAACCUUUAGCACGCCACUGAUUAAUAAUGAUAAUUGAUAAUUUGGCCAGGAUUUAAGUAACUACUAACAAUAUAUUUUUCAACAUAUUAAAAUUUAUCAACACUAUAUUUUAUCCAUUAAACAUGGGUGAAGGUCGUUUCUAAUUCUUAACCUGUAACCAGUUUAUUCAACAUAGAAUAUUACUAAUAAUACAUUUACACCAUACAUAAUUGUUAAGUUUAUCUACUACAGAAGCGCACAAAUUAAUAUAUUAACAUAAAAUUAUUUAUUUUGCCUAUUACUAUUACAAAAAUAAUUCCAACAUCUUGGGGAUGCCUUUGUGUAUUGUAUAACAUUAUGAAUGUAUAUAUGUAGUUUUUUUACUGUGUUCAAUAUAGAGACCAAAAUAAUAUAUUAAUAUCUGAUUAUAAUUAAUUAAUUAAUUACUUAAUGUAUGUGAACAAAUAACGAAUGAUUUUUUUGUUUGUUUUCUUCAAUAGCUGAUACUGUGGGUUUUUAUUUAUUACGUAGUAAAAGUUUUUUUUUUAUUAAUU
Molecule: messenger RNA, 6867 nt
Organism: Bicyclus anynana (squinting bush brown)
Lineage: Eukaryota; Metazoa; Arthropoda; Insecta; Lepidoptera; Nymphalidae
Gene: Ent2
Product: equilibrative nucleoside transporter 1
Exons: 10
Coding region: 229-1713 (494 amino acids)
Biological process (GO): nucleoside transmembrane transport
Cellular component (GO): plasma membrane
Molecular function (GO): nucleoside transmembrane transporter activity
Source: RefSeq, a predicted model, not a curated record